AUGGCGGAAUAUGGCAUCAGAUUUUCAAAAGGAUUUUCCGCGCAUGAGGCGAUUGCUAUGAUCGAGGAAGACGAUUUUCCUCAUGCUUCAGCCGAUAUAAUUCUGUUUCCACCGAACGAUGGAUGGGACACGGAUGAGGAUUCAGGCGAAGAGGAUGCAGUAUCUCCUGAUAACUUACCAUCAGCACAACUGAGAGCCCCAGCUGAGAUUCAGGUACCUGUUGAAGACGACGACUCUGAUGACGAUAAUAUACCUUUAGCCAGAUUAGUUACGCAAUCAAAACAAGUAUCAAAAGUUUCAAAAACCUACAACUGGACAGAUGGUCACAUUUCAUACGAAUCGGGAAUAUUUGAAUCAACUAAUGACACCGAGUACCAAGAAUAUCAAGAAGAAGAUCCUUACUCGAUUUUUUCCAAAUUGUUUGACGAAAACAUUUUUGAUAUUUUAAUAGAAGAAACAAAUAGAUAUGCAUUAUCCAAAAAUACAAAUAGUAGGCCUGUUACUGUAAGAGAAAUGAAAAGCUUUGUAGGUAUUCUUGUUUUGAGUGGAUACGUUCUUUAUCCGAGACGAAAAAUGUUUUGGGAGGAAGAUAAGGAUGUUCACAAUCCUCUUGUGUCAGAUGCACUAUCUAGGGAUCGAUUUGAUUAUAUUAUGCCAGUUUUCCAUAUUGCCGACAAUAAUAAUUUAACUCCAAAUGACAAAUCUGCUAAAAUACGACCACUAUUCACAUUACUAAACCAAAACUUUUUGAAACAUGCUCCGCACAUUGAAUAUCAUAGCGUUGAUGAGGCUAUGGUACCCUAUUUUGGGCGGCAUGGUGCCAAGCAAUUUAUAAAGGGAAAACCUAUUCGAUGGGGUUACAAACUAUGGGUAGGCUGCUGCCAAAAUGGAUAUAUAAAUUGGUUUGAGCCUUAUCAAGGAGUAUCAACGCAUAUUACAUCGAAAUACAAAGAUAUAGGAGUUGGUCCAGGAGUUGUACUUACUUAUAUGGAUAGACUUCAAAGUCGUUGGCCUGAAA
Sitophilus oryzae (rice weevil) is the source of this 1018-nucleotide messenger RNA. Its product is annotated as piggyBac transposable element-derived protein 2-like. Gene Ontology annotation, molecular function: sequence-specific DNA binding. The transcript is spliced from 2 exons. The annotation marks the transcript as partial. The record is from RefSeq and is a predicted model, not a curated record. NCBI's taxonomy places the organism in Eukaryota, Metazoa, Arthropoda, Insecta, Coleoptera, Curculionidae.